Truncatella angustata is the source of this 942-nucleotide messenger RNA. RefSeq lists its product as uncharacterized. Lineage: Eukaryota; Fungi; Ascomycota; Sordariomycetes; Amphisphaeriales; Sporocadaceae. The transcript is spliced from 2 exons. Bases 1 to 942 code for a protein of 313 amino acids. The record is from RefSeq and is a predicted model, not a curated record.
AUGGCGCCCAUUCGCCGAUAUCUUCGCAUCACCAAGUACUCUGUGCUCGAAGUGCGCAUUUACCUGGACAACCCAGCUCUCGCGCAGUCAUGGCUCUUACAUCCGCGACACAAUGUGCUGCCUAGGAUCAUGGAAGCUGUCCGCCCGCUGGUUCUGCCAAAGCUGCGUGAGGAGAAAGAGCGCGCGCGCAAGAAGAGCACCAAGAAGAAGGGAAUCAAGGAUGUCGUAGCGGAAGAUGACUUCGAGGUCUCGAUCUUUCUGACCGAAACAAGCACCCGCCACUCACUACUCACGAAGCACAAGCAUUUCCAUGACAAGACUCAGACCAAGUUGACCUCGGCAUCGGGUCGGAGCCUCGUCGGCGCAUCCAACGAAGCGCCCAUCGACAUCGAUCUCGCCGCCGCUUCGGCCCCCAUCACGCUGCAGGAAGAAGACGGCCAAGACGACAUUGGGGCUGCUCUGGCUGCUAUACCUGCAGCCCCCACAGUUCUACUCGAGGACAUGGCGCCAAGCACGCGGCCGAAGCGAGCGCGCGCACACACAAGAUACACAGACGCGGGGGUCGAGCAAGAAGAAGAUGCUGACAGCGAUCUCUUCAUUGCAUCAGACGACGGUGCGGCGGAUGUGGACGCAGAGUCGCAAUCAGCCAGUGCAGGUUUACCGCCCCCGCAUAAACGCCGCAAGGAAACGUCGGCAGACGGCACUGGGGGCGAUGAUAAAAAGAAGCUUGCCAUGGACAUAUCGUACGAAGGCUUCUCCAUCUACGGGCGAGUGCUGUGUUUGGUCGUUAAGCGCCGCGAAGUUCCCGCUGCGGCGGGAGGCAGUGGUACGGUCGCAUUGGGGGCUGGUAACAACGACAAGACCCAGGGCCAGGGUCAAGCCAUGAUGGAGAACUUCAUCAUCUCGACACAGAUACCUGCAGGAGAAGUAGCUCCAUCUUGA